AUGGAUGAAUUAGAUAAAAAGAAAAAAGAAACACUUGAGAAAUGCUAUCUUUAAGUUAACUAAACAUUUGGUUAAAUUUUCUCUGAUUUAUUACCUGGAGCAGCUGCCAGAAUCUAACCUUUGGAAGGUUAGGAUGUUUCUGAAGGUUUAGAAAUAGGGGUUGCAUUUAAUGGCGUUUGGAAAAACUCCUUAAGUGAACUUUCAGGAGGUUAAAGAUCACUUAUAGCACUUUCAUUUGUUUUAGCUUUACUUAAAUAUAAACCUGCUCCGUUUUAUAUAUUAGACGAAGUCGAUUCUGCUUUAGAUCUAUCACAUACAGAAAAUAUUGGUCAUAUGAUUGCAUAAAGAUUCUAAAGUUCUUAAUUUUUAUUAAUUUCUUUAAAAGAUGGAAUGUAUUAAAAUGCAAAUGUUUUAUUCAAAACUUCAUUUGUUGAUGGCGUAUCAAAAGUAGAUAGAAUUCCAUUAAAAAAAAAAAUGAUUUAAGGAAAAGAUAAAAAGAAGAAAAUGGAAAUUGAAGAUAAUGAAAAUUAAGAUAAAGAAAAUGUCAUUAAAUAAAGAUGA
Molecule: messenger RNA, 561 nt
Organism: Ichthyophthirius multifiliis
Lineage: Eukaryota; Ciliophora; Oligohymenophorea; Hymenostomatida
Product: structural maintenance of chromosomes smc2, putative
Exons: 4
Source: RefSeq, a predicted model, not a curated record